Myripristis murdjan (pinecone soldierfish) is the source of this 8616-nucleotide messenger RNA. RefSeq names its product kinesin family member 26Ba (gene kif26ba). Gene Ontology annotation, molecular function: microtubule motor activity; ATP binding; microtubule binding. The record is from RefSeq and is a predicted model, not a curated record. Gene Ontology annotation, biological process: microtubule-based movement. NCBI's taxonomy places the organism in Eukaryota, Metazoa, Chordata, Actinopteri, Holocentriformes, Holocentridae.
CGGAUUUUUGACGCUUUCCACGUGGAUUUGGAAGUGCUGUGAGACUGCCUCUAGACGGACCGAGAAGAGCAAACUGCAAGGGCGUGUAGUUAAUUGAAAUCGAUCCGGUGGUCUCCUCUUGAAUGUGAAACAACGGAGAUUUGUUCUCUCUCCUCUCCUCUCCUCUCCCACCCCGUCUCCCACCCCUCCUCUCACCUCCAACAUGACUUCACUGUCAGGGACCAAGGAGAGGUCUGUGAGCAGCCGGAGCAGAAAAUAUGGGGUGCCUGACACCUCCCCGACCAAAUCCGCCUCCUUUUCCCCGGAAACAUGGUACCGAAAGGCGUAUGAGGAAACCACGCGGUCCAGCACGCGCCCGGCCCCGGAGGGUGCCGGCUCCAUGCCGAGCUCCACGGGCACCCCGUCGCCGGGCUCAGGCACCUCCUCCCCGGGCUCUUUUUCCGGAUCCCCUGGGACCAUUUCCCCGGGGAUCGGGACAGGCUCACCGGGGUCUCUAGGCGGCUCACCGGGUUUCGGGACUGGGUCGCCGGCCUCAGGGAGCGGAAGUUCCCCGGGCAGUGAAAGAGGGAUCUGGUGUGAGAACUGCAAUGCCCGGCUGACUGAGCUGAAGAGACAAGCACUGAAACUACUCAUCCCUGGACCAUACUCCAGCAAGGAUCCCUCCUUCUCUCUCCUCCUCCAUGAUAAGCUUCAGGUGCCCAACAGCUCUCGGCGGGCAUGGAAUGAACACGAUAGCCGCUGCGAUGUCUGCUCCACCCACCUCACUCAGCUCAAACAGGAAGCGGUGCGCAUGGUCCUCACUCUCGACCAGUGGGAUUUGUCGCCCACCUCUUCACCUCCUGCCCUGGUUGGCCGGUAUGGAUCUCAAGGACCUCAGGGUCCAAUGGGAGCGUCCGGAGCACCCGGAGCACCUGGGUCGAGGGACUGGGCUCCUCCUUUCCUUCCAUCCUCUUCGCCCUCCUCUGCAGCUGCCGCUUCACACUCCCAGUCCUCCCAGUCUCCAUCCCCAAGUCCCAGCCAGACACCGACCCCGAGUCCCAGUCACGGGCCAUCCAACCCCAGCCACGGGAGUCCCUCAGUGGGGCAAAACUCCGGCCUCGCUCUCACAAACCCGCAGCCUCCAGGCUCCGGGCACAGGCUGGGAUCCAAGCCCAGCUCCCUGGGGCUUAGCGGCGGGGUGGACAGAAGAAGCGGCUCUCCCAGUUCAGCAAAACCAAGCGGUGCUCCCCAGCAGCAGCCAGUGACGGCGGUGAAUAGUCCUGGUAAUAAUGCUGCUAAUACCAGCAACAACGGGAGUGGCUCUGGCGGUGGAGCCGUGUUGAGUACAGCAGCUCUGCAGGCUCAUCAGUACAUGACCCGCACUAAUGGAGGGGUUACACUCUAUCCAUACCAGAUCUCCCAGAUGAUCUCCGAGGCUUCCAGGGAAGGGAUGACUGAGGCCGCCCUGAACCGCUAUAACACACACUCGCCCUCACACACACACACCUCCUCACACACGAAUUCACCAUCGCACACAAACCCUCAUGCCCCAGCUGUUACCACGGCAGCACCGACCACCACCACCACCUCCGCCGCUGCCUCUUUCUUUGCCAGAGCUGCACAGAAGUUGAAUCUAUCAUCCAAGAAGAAGAAACAGAAGACCGCGGCCAUGGUUGCAGCCCCGGUGACAUCAUCAUCGUCGUCAUGUGACCCCCCUCUGUUCCCCACUAAUUUCAGCUCUGCCCUGCUGACGGCCCCGCCCCCCGCACCACCCUGCCUCCUCCGUGCAGCCAAUAAGAUCAAAGAUACCCCCGGGCUUGGCAAGGUGAAAGUGAUGGUGCGCGUGUGUCCGGUGUCUCAGUCGGAGGUGGCCGAGUGCAGCUCCUUCCUCAAAGUGGACCCCAGGAAGAAGCAGAUCACCAUCAUGGACCCCUCGGCCAACCAGGCACCAGGGGCCGCCUCCCAGAAGAGGGCAGGAGCCAAUCAGGUGCCUCCCAAGAUGUUUACCUUUGACGCGGCCUUCCCUCAUGACGCAUCGCAGGCGGAGGUGUGUGCAGGAACGGUUGCCGAGGUGAUUCAGUCAGUGGUGAAUGGAGCAGAUGGCUGUGUCUUCUGCUUUGGACACUCCAAGCUGGGUAAAUCCUACACCAUGAUUGGCCGUGAUGACUCCCUGCAGACUCUGGGCAUAAUCCCCUGUGCCAUCUCCUGGCUGUUCAAACUCAUCAACGAGCGGAAGGAGAAAACAGGAGCGCGCUUCUCUGUUCGUGUCUCAGCCGUCGAGGUUUGGGGUAAAGAGGAGAACCUGAAGGACUUACUGUCUGAAGUGGCAACAGGCAGCUUGCAGGACGGACACUCACCUGGAGUGUAUCUGUGUGAGGACCCCAUCUGUGGCAUGCAGCUCCAGAACCAGUCAGAGCUGCGAGCGCCGACCCCGGAGAAGGCGGCGUGGUUCCUGGACGCGGCCAUAGCAGCUCGCCACAGCAGCCAGCGCCCCAACACCACCGAGGAAGAACACAGGAACUCCCACAUGCUGUUCACGUUACACAUCUACCAGUACCGCAUGGAGAAGACAGGCAAGGGAGGGAUGUCGGGAGGCCGAAGCCGCCUCCACCUCCUGGACCUGGGCAGCUGUGACGUCAGAGUGCUGGGAGGAGGAGGAGGAGGAGGAGGAGGUGGGAGGAGCAGGGAGAGCUCCUCCCCUAGUUCUGCCCCUCUCUGCCUCUCUCUCUCCGCCCUUGGCAACGUGAUCUUGGCACUAGUUAAUGGCAGCAAGCACAUUCCAUACAAGGACAGCAAGCUGACCAUGUUGCUAAGGGAGUCGCUAGGCAACAUGAACUGCCGGACCACCAUGAUUGCUCACAUCUCUGCCUCACCCAGGGAUUUCUCGGAAACCCUUUCGACCAUCCAGAUCGCCUCCCGUGUUCUCCGCAUGAAGAAGAAGAAGACUAAAGUCACCGUGCAAUACACCUCCAGCUCCUCUGGAGGGGAGAGCUCCUGCGAGGAGGGACGCAUGCGACGCCCGACUCACUUGCGGCCUUUCCAUCACCGCGGCGACACAGACUCGGACCUCCCGCUGCUCCGCCUCUCCAGCGACCCCGACGAGUACUCGAGCAGCGAGCAGUCGUGCGACACGGUGAUCUACGUGGGGCCGAACGGGGCCGCCGUGUCCGACCGAGAGCUCACCGACAACGAGGGACCGCCAGAGUUUGUGCCGAUUAUUCCAGCUCUGCUCCGAGGCAAAGCGUCAGAGCAGCAGCAGCCGCAAAAUCAAACCCAGGCAAUCGGAGCCCAGACCAAGGUCCAGCCUCAGCCAGAGUCCCAGGACCAGCCCGGUGGCCCCCACUCCCAGCCCCAGUGCCUGCUGGGGCAGCCCCUGGCCCCCGUCCCAGAGGAAGGAGCCGAGUGUCUCAAGUGCAACACUUUUGCUGAGCUGCAGGAGAGACUGGACUGCAUUGAUGGCAGCGAGGAGGUGGCAAAGUUCCCCUUUGAGGAGGUUCCAGCGAGCAAACAGAGCGCCAAACAAGAAGCAGGCUCGGCUUCUGCUGUUCCAGCCUCGGCUCCUCCUGCUCCUGGCUCCGGUCCUGUCCUGGACACAGGAGCCAGAACAGGCCCAAGAGGAGGUGCAGCGGAGCUCUCCUCCUCUCCCCCAGGAGCCUCCGGGAGGAGGAGCAAUGACCAGCAGCUGCAGGAGAUCAGGGAGGUGGUGGAGGAGGCAGAGCUGGCCCAAACAAUGAUCCACAGCCUGACCACUGGUACCAGGAGCGUCACAGGAAGCAGCAGCACCACGUCCAACCCCCUGCACAGGGCCAAGAGCACCAACCUUCACGACAGCCGUGAGUCUCUCAGUGUGGGCAGCAACAGCGACGGCAAGGCACGACCACUAGGAUCACCACGCCUCGGCAUCGCCAGCCUGACCAAAACGUCCGACUACAGGCCCCCAUCCUCCCCGUCCCAGCGAUGUAAAGUGUACACCCAGAAGGGCGUGAUGCCAGGGACGCCCCCUCUCUCCUCACACACCCUGGCCCAGGACAGCCAAGCCCCAGAAUCUCUGACCCCAGACAACAGUUUGGCUGCAGACAGUGGCCGAUCCUCCACAGAGUCCCUGCUGUCCAGGACUUCUCCUGUGGGCAUGAGCCCGCAGGUACUAGAGCCAACUCCAUCUCUGUCUGCCAGCCUUGGUUCAGCCGAGACGCUCUGUGACGAUGACGUCCCACAGAUUCCCCUGGACACACACAGGGACGGCCCUGCGGUAUGCCUUGCCCCAGCCGGAGCUCUCUCUGUGGGGGAAGAUGAGCUGGUGUACACCGUGGCUUCUGCAGGUGAGGAGGACCUGGAUGUUCAGGCUCUGAUGGAGUCUCAGGGCCUGACGUGUCGUCCAACCAGCAUCAUCAGCUUCAACAGUGACUGCUGCUCGGUCACCGCCCUCGCCUCGGGCUCCCGACCCGUCAGCAUCAUCAGCAGUGUUGCGGAAGAUGGAGCCGUGGAGGGUUAUGGCACAUCUGCUGUCACCGUGACAACCGCCGGGGUUACAGAGGUGGUGGCCAUGGCAGAGGUGGCCAUGGCCAAGCUGCGGCUGGGGGGUGAGGCGUUAGCCGCAGUCAUGCCCACCUCUGGCUCAUCCAUCACAUCCUGGCUCAGUGAUCUGAGUGUGAGCAGUGAAGCCGACCAGUCGCUCCACAGCUUCAGCCAGUCCCAGAGCCAGCAAGGGGAGGCCCUAGCUGAACCCGACCCCAACCAAAGCCUUUCCUCUGGGGUCGAGGGGCUGGGAGAGGUCCCCGGAGGUCAAGUGAGCUCUGGGACCCUGAGGAGAGGAAGUCUGGAAGGAGAGCUGGUGCUGUCAGAGAAUGGAAGUGAGAAAGGAACGCCAACCAAAGACAAGCUGAAGAAACUGCCUCCCUUCAUGGGUAAAACCACCAUCCAAACCCUGGGGCCAUCUGGAAACUUCCCCCCCUUCAAGACCACCAUCAGUGUUCACCCGUGUGUGGCUGUCAAACCCAUGGUCAUACAGGAGCCCUCCGUUCUGUCCUCACCCACUAAGACCAGCUUAAACAAAGACCCAGCCAAACUGAAUAACACCCCAGCCCCGCAUUUAGCUUCCAUUUCCAGCGAGAUGAGCUUUGAAGACCCCUGGUUGAAACGGGGUAUGGAGGAGGGGAGAUCCAGGGAGCUUGUGUGUGAAGUGAAGCCAGAGAAGAGGCAGGGAGAGCAGGGAAAGAGCCAUCAUGCUGGACAUAGCCGGAUCCCGGGAGAGAAAGCGGGAGUUGGGACUGGGGAGCAACGCGGUAUCUGCAAGGAUGGUGUGGACCGUGGCAGCUCCAGUUCAGGCGGAGAGGUGGUGUUGUCUCCAGAUUCUAGUAAGAGAGUCGUGGAUGGCUGUGAGAUGGUGGCUGUGGUUGCCCAGGGAGACUGCCUGACUAACGUCUAUAGUCCAGAUAUCCACCGUACCGCCAGUCUUCCCCGCGGCUGGCAUCGACUCAACCGCCAUGAUGGCCUGGACAAUGGAAUCGAGUACCGGAAUCUCGGCGUCACCACCUCGACUCCCUGCAGCCCCCGGGCCACGCUCGACCGGCGGGGAUCAACCGGGAAACAGAGCGUCUUUUCCCACAAGAGGGGAGGAAUCCCACCUCUGCCGCCAGUACGCAAGUCAAGCCUAGACCAGCGGAACAGGGCUGCAGGUGCCCCGAUCAGCCCUCUCCAUCAACCCAGCCAUGGUCUGUCAUUCCUGGGCAACCCGGCAGACGAUGUAGGAAUCUCUGGAGGUAUCACAAGACAAAGAGGCUCCAGCAUAGACAGCAGCAGACUCUUCAGUGCCAAGCUGGAACAGCUAGCGAGCAGAACCAACUCACUGGGCCGGGCCCAUGGCUCCCAAAGUGGUUCCCCCCACUAUGACUGCUUCUCCCUGGAGAGGGGGGAGAGCCUGAGAGGGGGAGGAGGAGGGGUGAGGGGGGACUGCACCAUGCCUCGUACUGGGCGCAGUCUUACCCGCGGUGGAUCAGUGCCUUCUCCCACUGGAAAUGUUAACAGCAGUAGUCCCAGUUUCAGUGCAAGCCCAGGUCCAAACAGCACUCCGCAGUCACCAGCCAAAGCCAGCAGCCAGUCCAAGAUCUCAGCAGUCAGCAAGCUGCUGAUGGCCAGCAGUCCCAAAGCCAGGAGUCUGUCCGCCUCCAGCACCAAGACUCUCAGUUUCUCUACAAAGUCUCUCCCCCAGGCUGUGAACCGCAGCUCUAGCCUUCCUCCUAACGGAAAGCCCCAGAGUUCAGUCCAGGGCCCGCUGCAGCAGCAGGGACCUUCCCCAAGCUCUUGGUCCACCCAGUCUCUGAGCCGCAGUCGGGGUGGAAGCCUGGCCGCCAAGCUACCUCUCCGGGCUGUCAAUGGCCGAAUCUCCGAGCUCCUCCAGGGCAGUGCAGGCUCCCGCUCUAGGAACCAUGCCCAAGGAGGAGGCACAGACCCCGGGGAGGAGAGAGGAGUUGGAGGGGCAAGUGGAGGAGGAGCAGCAGGAGUGGGCGGUGGUGGUGGAGGAGGCGCUGUGGGAGAGGAGAGGCCAGCAGUGGCCCAAACUCUGCCCUCGCCCUACAGUAAGAUCACAGCUCCCAGAAAACCACACCGCUGCAGCAGUGGCCAUGCCAGCGAUAACAGCAGCGUGCUGAGUGGCGAGCUCCCACCGGCCAUGGGGAAGACAGCCUUGUUUUACCACAGCGGCGGCAGCAGUGGCUAUGAGAGCAUGCUGAGAGACAGCAGCGAGAACACGGGAAGCACCUCCUCUGCCCAAGACUCGCUCAGCGAACACAGCUCGGCCACCACCUCCUCGCGUCGCAGCUCCAAGAGCGGCAAGAAGAGCAGGAGCAACAUAGGUCUCCAGCGACGUCGCCUCAUUCCCGCCUUGACCUUGGACUCUUCCUCUUCCUCUCCUUCGCACCGUUCCUCCAAAGGGGCCAUCACCUCCUCUUCGUCGUCCUCCUCCAGCCCAGGUGCAUGCUGGGUAGAUGGCCCGCUGGGGCCUCCAGCUCCUUCGAACCCCCGCGGCGCAGCGGCAACCACAGAAGCUUUCGAGAUCAAGGUGUACGAAAUAGAUGAUGUGGAGCGACUGCAGAGGAGGAGAGAAAAAGGAGGGAGCAAGGAGGUGGUGUACGUCAGCACCAAGCUCCGUCUCCUGGAGCACCGUCAGCAGCGCAUCAGCGAAGUCAGAGCCAGGUACCAGUGUCUGAAGAAAGAGCUGGAGCAGACCAAGCAGUACCUGAUGCUGGAGCCACACAAAUGGAUCACCGAGUUCGAGUUGCAGCAGGCCUAUGAGGUCGACUCACUGGAGUACUUGGAGGCUCUGGAGACGAUGACGGACAAACUGGAGACCCGAGUCAACUUCUGCAAAGCCCAUCUCAUGAUGAUCACCUGCUUCGACGUCUCCUCCAAGCGCAGGUAGACAGACGGAGGAACGGAGGGGGUGAACAGGUAGAAGAGAUUUCCAUACAGCUGGACUCAAUUUUGAUACGUGGAAAUUCCCAAAUGUCCAACUAAAUCACUUUCUGAAAAAAAAUCCCCAAAACGAAUACCUCCUCGCUGGAUAGAUGGAUGGAAGGAGGGAGGAACUGACAACUUCUGUAAAGCCUGCUUAUGUUCAUUAGCCAGAUGUCGCCUCCAGAUGCAAGAACGCGGGAGGGCAGGAGGACGGAGAGACGGAUGGAUGGAUGGAAUAACGGACUAGAGACAUCUGAGACGACAGACACACUCGGAGAUAAGACCGUAGAUUUGUUUUAUGUUGGGGUUUUGAAACAGGACAUCAAACUUAAUCUGGACGGGCGUAAAGACACAUCUUCGAACCAGAGAAAGACGGCUGGCGUCCAAACAGACAGACAGACAGACAGAUCACUGAUCGGCUUUGAGUUUUAAAGGAAACAUCGACCAUGAUCAGGUGAUGGCAGUUGCGAAAUCUGUAUCCAAAAAAAAAAAAAAAAAAAAAAAAUGGAUGAACAAGAUAGAUGAACAUCAAAGAAUGUAUGGAGAGGGAGGGAGAGCAGAGGCGAACAAAGACGUUUUGUAACAGAAGAGGUGCAGGACAGGAGAAGGGUCAUUUCUCGUCGUCUCCCGUCAUUUUGAAGGGCACUUUUCAGAGUUUAGUUUUGAGCCAUUGGUUGUAAAUACAGAGUGCUGACUAAUGGCCUGGUAUUGUUGUGUAGUUAGAAAAAAACAACAACAAGAGAAGCCGUGAGAAAAAGAAAAUUAUCUGGUUGUGAAAGAUAAGUGCCUUGUGAACACUACAACAAUACCGAGACCAAUUCUCUUUCUCGAUGUAUUUGUGUACAUACCGUGUGGUGCUAGCGUUACCAUAGUGACAAAAUGAACCACAAAAGCUCCGUGUCCUUGGAAAAACCUUGUAUUUAUAGACAUUUCUAAGUUUGAUGUUUCACUGUUGGCCUGUGUUCCCUAUAUGCUGAGCAUACUAGUGUGUUUUGAUGUGCUUCGGUGCAGCGGUCUCCGGCUGAAGCUGAGGAGGAAGGCCGGUGUUAGGUGACGGCUGACACUCACAACUUGUUGCAAGGACCAAAACGAUCACAUGAGAUGCAUCGUGAAAAUGACAAAUCCAUUGGCACAAAUGGACAUGACUUGACUUGAAGAUUUGUGUGUUUUCCGGGACACUUAUGG